AUGCCUGAUACAAUAAUCGAUGCUCAGCCUUUGAUCGCCGCUUUCGCCUUUGGCAUCGUCGUCAAUGCGGCGUUGGUUUUGAGCUUAGGUCUCAUUACGAGACAUGGGGCGUUGCUGUUCCGCGACGGUGUGAGGCUGGCCCUCUUUGCUUUCGCUGUCGCAUCUGGUCUGUGGGGGCUCUUUGGAUUCGUUUCCAUGAAUGUCGCAUCUUCAUCUGGCUGCCAGGCCUCCCUUGCUUUUGCCGUCGCCUUUGAUCAGGUCGCUCGCAUUUCUUUCGAACAGUUCCUUCUCUGGAAAAUCAUUCCCUCCUCCACCCUUUCUUUCAAAUCUUUGUUACCGCAGAUCGUUCUCUUCGUAAGGCUCAUCCUUGCUGCAAUCUUUGUCGGAUUUCAACGUCCACAGUUUGUGGGUGUCUGCAUCGCUCAGACCCUUAUCUUGCCUCUCGGCAUUACUGUCAUUUGUGUCGAUGUGCUCUUAAUCGUUCUGUUCUUCGCGAAGCUUGAUUGGACUGGCAAGGCUCGGAAGGAGCUCAGCGGAGACUGGGAAAUCUACAGGAGUCGAUCAAUAGCUGUGAGCAUCGCUGGCUUUGGUCUAUGGACGGUGUUCAGCAUUCCUUUGGAAUUAGGAAUUGCCUCGCUAUCUCUGCUUCUACGCACCGGACUGCCUUCACUGGGCCUGUUCAUUCUCAUCAGUAUGCUCAUAUCACUGCAAUAUGCAAUCCCUCGGGCUAACAGUAACGCAGGCAUUGUCUCGUUCUUCCGUGACCCUCUCCUUAUUGCACCAGGCGAUAUGACUCCAGAGAUUCUUGACGGCGCAUCAGCAAGGGUGCUCCGAGUGUCUGCCCAAAUACACAGUAUGCCAAACCCAGGCUUGCUUCCUAUCGCGCGUUGGGAUAAGUCGAUGUCUCCUUCAAACAACAAUGACGAAACGAAAGAGAAAACAGUCGUCGCUACUCGUCAUGUUGCGGUAGACUCUUCAAGCUCUAGCUUCAAUGUAGCCGGGGCUGCGGAGCUGGCAGCAGGUCCAUGGGAUAUCGAAAAGGGGCCUGCCGGGUCACACGAUACACAUCCGCGAAAUUUUCAGUCUCGUCCUGCCCACGAUCUCUCGAUUUCACAAGUCUCGCCCUCCAGCACACCCAACAUCAAGCACAACAUCCCUGUUGUUAUCACAACCUCGCCGCAAAUCGACGACGAUGUAGCCUUCAUGUCAAGCAUUGUCUCUGAGCCGACCUCAACCGAAAGUAAAGAUGCCAGAGCCUCAUGGACUGCUCUAGAGUUUGCAGUCCAGGACGAUUUGCGCCAAAGGUCCUCCUCUCAGCCCUUGUAUCCACCAUCGUUGAAAGGGAACAUGUUCCCAACACCUCUGAAUAUUUCAAGAUCCAAAACUAUGAAUGAAAGGGGCCGUGUCAUGCAAAGGAACAUCCCAGUGCGACCGGAUACCUGGGAUCUCUUGGAAUUUUCUCGUGGCAAGAGAAAGCGAUUAGCGGAAACCAACACCAACAAACCAUCAGAAGACACCCGACGAUCGACAAGCCCUGCGGCCAAGAACAUCGAAACAUUCCCUUCUUCACUACAACCUCCUGAAAACAACAUCAACCGCCAUACCUGCGCCAGCUCCACAUUCACAGCAUGGCCUGGAAACGUACCAGCUGGCUCUGUAUCUCCACCAUCAAUAUCCUGCCAGUACUUCACGAAAGGAGUUCAAGGCUCUCCUGAGGCCCAGAGGCUUCAAAAGAUCGAUCAACUCCACAAUGAUGGCAAUUCGAAGCCUUUGCCUCCGUACCCCGAUCAGGAAUCAUCUUCAACCGCAUCUGACAACUUUCAAUUACAACUCAAUCUAGCACCUGCCGGAGAGUCUGACAAGCUCACUUUCUUUUCCCCUGGCGACGUGGCCCAAAUUCUGUCACCUGCAAAUGGCCGCGAAGUUCACCCUCCUGUGUCACCAUUAGAUGAAAGCAAUCCCUCUCUUCGCGUUUCAGAAACAACGAAUGAGAUCAAAGAUCCCAACUUGCAUGAAUACCCAUUCAUCCAGCAAUCCGAAUCAGUAGUUGAUAGACCCCGACCUGUUCAAAGAGACAUGACACACGUACAAGCGCUGGAUUUGCAGAGAUCAAAACCAUCAGUUCAUGCACUGAGGAGAUCUCACUCCUGUGGUUCGGCUCGAUCUCAGAGGUCAACUUCUUCCCAUAAUAACGAGGCCCAGGAAACGACACCUGCACUGCUUCCAAAACCAAGUAGGGAAUCUCUUCGAGCACACCUACAUCGGACAGGUUCAAUGACGGUUGAGGAAAAGAUGGGCAAGUUUUUCCAAGUCCCAUCAGGUAGCCAGGGCCUCUCUGUAACAGAAAAACGGAAGUCGAGGUCCUUGCCCGAAGUGCCUGAGGCUCGCAUGGAAUCUGAAGAAACCAUCAACCAAGCUGCGACACAGCGGCGGAGGAUUUCCCAAGCGCGAAGAGACACGAGCGACAUCGGCAAUCACCAGCAGGACAGAAACUCCUACGCCUCGAGAAACAAACUUGUAUCCAGAUAUUCAUCCUACCUGUCACCGAAAGUCGAGGCGACGGCCGCUUUCCCUCAACCUUCUCCUUCCCCGCAACGAACCUCUGAAGUGCCAUCAACAAUCCGAGGGGCAUGGAAAGAAGACGACAUCACCACAAAUUGGGGUUCAAUCCACUCAGCAGUGAAUGGAAUUAGCCUGGAGCCAGUCAGAGCAGUUGAGGUCAUGCAUUCCGCAAGGCCAAGCGCCACACCUAGGAUUGGGGAUGAGGAAGAUAUCUACGGCGAGGCCGUAGCUGAGGAUGAGUCGACCUCAUCAGAGGAGUUUUACAUUGAAGAUCACUCCUAUGAGCUUCAGCAUGAGUUAGAAGACUCGAUCUCCGAAAGACACGUACCCAGAGUUACCUUCCCGUUGUGGCAUUACAGAGUUGGAGACCGCUGCUCAACGUUUACUCUUCGACGACAGAUGCCAGAAACUCGCAGGGCACCUCCCCCUUCAGCGUUGGACCUUACCAAACCACCAAAGCCUUCGUGGAUAUUUGCAGCUGAACCGUCGCCCCUAGAAUCUCCGGGGCACGCGCUUGAAAUGCUUCAAGAACAACUGAACAAAUUGGAGGAAGAUAUCAACAGUGUCUCAUAUACCAAUCAGUCAAACACCGAUGAUGAAAUCGAUGUCAGUGCCUCCAGGUGUGACUGGCAGACCAUGUGGAAUGUAGUCGACGUUGACUCGCCCUCAUACUCAAUUGCCGGCAGCGAUUUCGACGAAACCCCUGAACCUCUAUGCAUCCCAAGCGCUCGUUCCGAGAAGCUGGAUCUGGGAGAUAACCCGAGAUCAUCGCGCUUGACUGUUGUACCAGCCAACCUACUUCCUUCUCACUCUCCAAGGGUCACCAAGACAACUAGCCUCACCGUGUAUCCUGUCAGACCGGAUCAGUUUUCUUCACCCACGCCACCUGACUCAGACGAUUCCGACCAUAGCGUCAUCGAAGUCCCCCUCGUCUAUGCUGAUAGCGAUGAGGAUCUCGAGAAGCGCCAGCCAAGCAGAUGGACCAUCUCAGCCGCGCCGCCAAACAAGGGCGAGAAUCAGCUAGUGCCGGGCCUCCCAGCCAGCCGGGGAAAAGAGAAAAUGUACCAAAUUCCCAUGAGGAAAAGUAUGGGCGCACCAAGUAAUGGAAGGGUAAACCUGACACAUCUGGAACGUAUCUCUACAUCUUAUAUACCAGGAGAUCACUUGGCUUUGUAA
Clonostachys rhizophaga is the source of this 3738-nucleotide messenger RNA. NCBI's taxonomy places the organism in Eukaryota, Fungi, Ascomycota, Sordariomycetes, Hypocreales, Bionectriaceae. The record is from the annotation of a GenBank genome assembly.